AUGAAGGGUACUAUCCCGUUCGAGUCACUACAUGAUGCACCAAAUGGGCCACCUGCGUCACAGUGGCGUCCCUGGGAGAUUAUCGUCCUGUCAGUCACCGGCCCGGUUUGCUUAAUGCUUCACGCCCCAAGCAGGGACGCCUUUUUAGGAAUGUUGAAACCGCUUCGGGGUUGUUUUGCGGCAGUGCAUAUGCAGCUACUCCUGGAUUCGCUGUUUUCGGAAAUGGAGGGAACACUCCUGGGCAGAAACUGGUCGAUUCGUCUUUCUUGCCCCCCCAAUGCUCCACACUGCUAUAAUACUACGAAUAAGCUCCUCUGGUCAUUGACCAAUCCUGUCGCCACCACCGCCAUUCUUUGA
Messenger RNA from Aspergillus nomiae NRRL 13137, 357 nucleotides. RefSeq lists its product as uncharacterized. Lineage: Eukaryota; Fungi; Ascomycota; Eurotiomycetes; Eurotiales; Aspergillaceae. The transcript has 2 exons. The coding region runs from base 1 to 357 and encodes 118 amino acids. The record is from RefSeq and is a predicted model, not a curated record.